CACACCUCCGCAUUUGACCAUAUUGCUGAUCAUCGAUCAUCAUCCACCCCAUUACGCUGCCAUAUUGGAAACAUAUUCGUAGAACUUAGAAAGAUUAUGGUUCAUCUGUUUCUUCCCUUAUCCACGCCAUCAGCACCGCCAUGCAGCGCAAAUGCAGCGUUGUAGCGUUUAUGGUACUUCUACCAAUGCCGAUGUAGACACGCUGGGAUGAAGGACGACAAGAGAAGAGAGAAGCAAACCGCGUGAAGGAGUUACUUGUGGAUAGUUUCCUUGCAUUUGGCUUGAGCCCUUGCGUCACAGGCUCGAGUUUCGGCCUAAACCUUCCAAUUGUGCUCUCGCAACGUUGCAAUGAACCGGCGGUUCGUGGGCUGAACCUUUUCCAGGAUCUCCAAGGCUACCGCUGAAGGUUCUUGCUUCGGUGUCUCGUUAUGUUGACGUAUCUAUUCCUUGGAUGCUGACCAUACUUUUGGGACAAGGACGGUCACUCUGAGGGCGAUGAUGUGGAAGAACUUUUGGGAGUAAUUGACGGAGAAUUGCAAAUCGUUGUAAUAUGUACGCACACCGCCCUGACUCGAUUCUGUUUGCUUAUUCAAAUACCCUCCACUCGAUCACGAAGAGCCAAGUUGGACGUGGGCAAGGAGAAAGUAAAACUGGAUACAGGAAGCAAGAACUCAUGACGGAGAGGGAGCGCAAGGGGAGGGUUUACCGGUUACUAGCGGUUGUAUUGACGAGAGGGGAACAGGUUGGGAAUGUUCAGAUCAAAAUCCGUUUACAUCAGGCUUCAAGCUUGAUCACUUCCUCCCUGAUGAUGAACUAGACACGAUUAUGGAGACGCGGAGGCUGCAGUGGGCUGCGACAGGGAAUGUGCGCAUCAUGGAAGAUUGUUUGGGCUGGCCCCCUACUAUUGGCCUACUAAGCGUAUCAUGCCAAGGCGAGUUACGGUAGCAUCGACAGUAACAUCAGAACUUCGAGAAGCGGUGGAAAUGUUUCUACGAACCGCCACAUCUCGUUUCAACCGAUCUUUUCCCUUUCCCUUCAUUCGUUAUUCACGUUAUAGGACAAAGAGACGGUCUUUUCAUUCCAACCGCCUGUCCAUAAUAGUGCAUCAUUUGAAACUUUCCUCUCGUUAAUGGCGUGUAACGAUUCGCGAAUAGCAAGAGCGUUUUACAGAAAACGCCGUUACCGUCUUGAUGUUCUAUCUAGGGUAUCAUGAACUUUGAUGAUUCCCCACUGCCAC
Messenger RNA from Marasmius oreades (fairy-ring Marasmius), 1237 nucleotides. RefSeq lists its product as uncharacterized. Lineage: Eukaryota; Fungi; Basidiomycota; Agaricomycetes; Agaricales; Marasmiaceae. The coding region runs from base 551 to 817 and encodes 88 amino acids. The record is from RefSeq and is a predicted model, not a curated record. The transcript is spliced from 4 exons.